Molecule: messenger RNA, 1337 nt
Organism: Nerophis lumbriciformis (worm pipefish)
Lineage: Eukaryota; Metazoa; Chordata; Actinopteri; Syngnathiformes; Syngnathidae
Gene: lgals3b
Product: lectin, galactoside binding soluble 3b
Biological process (GO): eosinophil chemotaxis; positive regulation of calcium ion import; positive chemotaxis
Cellular component (GO): cytoplasm; nucleus; immunological synapse
Molecular function (GO): IgE binding; laminin binding; disaccharide binding
Source: RefSeq, a predicted model, not a curated record
UGAGCGCACGGCAGUUCCGACUCGUCUUCACCACGGAACAACAUGAAUGUAAGUUUUGUCGCAUGUUUGAACCCCAGGGAACUGGAAGUUCUUUAGUUAUAUGUCUUUGUGUGUGUGAGGGAGACAGGGAACAUUCCACAUGAAGCACCACACCCUCUGUGCUGCCUUCAGGGACACCUGGACAUGUCUAACAUAUUUCUGUCUGGCAGCUCUCGGACGCUCUUGAUGAGGGGGCCAACAACCAAUCAGCAGGUCUUUGGCCCAAUCCGUCCUCAGGCACCAACCCUGCCUGGCCCGGUGCACCACCUGGAGGUGCGGGUUCAGGGGGGUGGCCUGCACAGGGUGGAAGCUCCGGGGGGUGGCCUGCACCGCAGGGUGGAAGUUCCGGGGGGUGGCCUGCACCUGCACCUGCACCGCAGUCCGGAGGUGGGGCCUCAUGGGGGUCAGGAGGGCAGUCUGGACCGCAGUCCGGAGGUGGGAGUUCAGCGGGUGCAGGGGGAUGGCCUACACCUCAGGGUGGAAGUUCAGGGGGGUGGCCUGCACCUGCACCGCAGUCCGGAGGUGGAGGUUCAGGGGGUCCAGGGGGAUGGCCUACACCGAGGUGGGGGUUCAGGGGGCUCAGGGGGUUGGCCUGCACCCGGAGGUGGGGGUCCAGGGGGGUCAGGGAGUUGGCCUGCACCGCAAUCCGGAGGCGGACCCAGUCCCUCCCAAGGAGGUGGGGGUCCAGGGGGGUCAGGGAGUUGGCCUGCACCGCAAUCCGGAGGCGGACCCAGUCCCUCCCAAGGAACUGGGCCCAAACCAACUUCACUGGCGGUGCCCUUCAGUCAAAGCUUCCCCCAUGGACUGAGAUCAGGAACUAACAUCUCUAUCAGCGGAAAGAUCAAAGCCAACCCUAACAAGUUCGUUGUGGAUUUCGGCUCGUCGCGGGACUUGGCCUUCCACUUCAACCCUCGCUUCAACGAGUACGGCAAGAAGGUGGUUGUGAGGAACAGCAGGAUCAGCAACAAAUGGGGGCCGGAGGAGCGACACCUGGACGGUCGCUUCCCCUUCACGGCGGGUCAACCUUUCCAGAUGAGGAUCCAGUGCACCGACCAGAUGUUCAAGGUCUUCGUGGACAGCAAUCCCCCGCUGGAGUUCAAGAAUCGCGGGACACCGUUAGGAAAAGUCGACAAGCUGACCAUCUACGAAGACGUCACGCUGUCGCAGGUCAACAUCAACUGACCUUUCACCCCAGCAUGACCUUUCACCCAAGCCUGACCUUUCACCCCUCAAGCUUCCUGCUUAAGUCAAGCCAAAUAAAAAAUUGUUGAGGAGACUUUUUCCUUAUUGUUUGAAAA